AUGAAACAGACGGUCGGAAUUAGAACACACGAGCUGAACAGACAUACAAUAAAUAUUCUGUUUUUUGUAGCUAGUACGAGUGAUGUUAGUCGAUAUAACUUCGAUAGCGAAGACAUGGAUGUAAGUGUUCAUAUUGAACAAUCUGAACAAGAUGAAUCAAAUAAUGCAAUGGAUUUUGGCAUCGAACAAGCAAUACUUAAACAAGAAAAAGAAUCAAUAGUGACAUCGUCGAAUAAUUUGUCAAUACGGCCAAAAAAAUCAGCUGAUCUAUGUGGCAGAAAAACAAAACGUUCACUUCUUUCGACCAAUAAUGUACCAAGCGUUGAAGAUGACAUUGAAAUAAUUGGAAGUAAGAGAGCACCAUUAUUUAGUGAGGAGAAAACGGCACACAUGAUUGCUCUUGGUAUACCACCAUUGACCAAAACUGAAGAAAAAAUAUUAUGUACUCAAUUAACUCAGCAUUCUCAAGCUAAUCAAUGGUCAUUUUUGGAUGCAGAAAUAUUUGCUAAGCAAUUUGCAUGUGAUACUGUGAGAGAUAAUUAUAAUAAUGAAAUGCAACAUAUUCAACAGGAAUGGUUUUAUGAUUUUUUACUCAAAUACCCGUUAGUGGUAGGCAAAUUUAAAUAUUGGUUUGAACGAAUGAAGCCCAUGUAUCCAACUAAUGGUAAUUCAAUCGAGAUCAAACUAUGGCAUUUGAGACUAAUUGCACAAGCUCCAAUUGUGGAACAUUGA
Molecule: messenger RNA, 732 nt
Organism: Didymodactylos carnosus
Lineage: Eukaryota; Metazoa; Rotifera; Eurotatoria; Philodinida; Philodinidae
Source: the annotation of a GenBank genome assembly